Molecule: messenger RNA, 225 nt
Organism: Prunus armeniaca (apricot)
Lineage: Eukaryota; Viridiplantae; Streptophyta; Magnoliopsida; Rosales; Rosaceae
Source: the annotation of a GenBank genome assembly
AUGGAUGAAAUACUGUUAACAGGAAGGUCUGACGAAGAGGCUAUUGAUGACUCAAUGGCUUCUAGCAUUCAGAGUGCUGCUUAUGUUUCUAACAUGGCUUAUUGUUUGCAUGCCAUAGCAAAUGAGAUUCAGGAGCUGAACACUGAAAUUCGUCUCUUCGUAGAAUGCUUCAUGAGUCUCAGGAAGAUGUUGAAAAACUUAAAGAGGAAAAUAAGGCCUUGUUGA